GAGUGCCUGGUACCAGAAACAAACAGCUGCUGAUGGCCACCCCUCAUCCAGACCCCUCACUGCAGGAAAGGCAGCCCCCUACCCCAUUCAGAUGCACCCAUUAUUUGAAAUUGUUUGAAGUCGUUUUGAAAUGAGAACUUGCCUGCAACCUACUGUUAGGUACUUUUCACAGAUCAGCACCCCUGUCUAUUCACGCUUCAUUGCAUUUAAGAGAGGAAGUGAGCAGCAGAAGGCAGCGAUGGUAUUUCAGGGACCCAGAGGAGUGGAGGACUAGGAGGAGCCUUGGGAGGGGUGAUGCCCUGAUCAGAGAGGCUGGGUGAAUUGCACCUCCAUCUGAACACAUUCCUGCCUCCAGUGCUGAGCAGAUGUGUCUCCAGAUUUGUUUCAUCGAUUUUUCCAAAGCGUGGAAAAUGGAGGUGAGGCACCCGGACUUCUGAACGCCCGCCGAGGAGAUAACCGAGCGAGCCCUUCAGGAUGCCGGAGAGGCGGGGGCGACCCUGAGAGGCAGACACAGAGGUGCCGGCGUGCAGGGAGUCCCGGGCGUGCUGUGGAGCCCUGCUGGGGAGAUGUCGGCUUGGACCAUGGGCGCCCGCAGUCUGGACAAGCGAGGAAGUUUCUUUAAGCUCAUUGACACGAUUGCCUCGGAGAUCGGAGAACUGAAACAGGAGAUGGUGCAGACAGACCUCAGCCUGGAGAAUGGCCUGGGACCCAGCGAAACCCACAGCAUGGUAAGACACCAGGACAGUGGCCGCUCUGAGGAGAAGGACAUGAAGCCCUGUCCCCGCGACUCCGGCUAUGACAGCCUCUCCAACAGGCUCAGCGUCCUGGACCGGCUCCUGCACACCCACCCCGUCUGGCUGCAGCUGAGCCUCAGCGAGGAGGAAGCCGCGCAAGUCCUACGGCCGCAGCCUCCGGGGAUCUUCCUGGUUCGUAAAUCCACGAAAAUGCAGAAGAAAGUCCUCUCCCUUCGCCUGCCCUGUGAAUUUGGAGCCCCGCUCAAGGAGUUCACCAUAAGGGAAAGCACAUACACCUUUUCCCUGGAAGGCUCGGGAAUCAGUUUUGCAGAUUUAUUCCGGCUCAUUGCUUUCUACUGCAUCAGCAGGGACGUUCUCCCGUUCACGUUGAAGUUGCCUUACGCCAUCGCCACAGCCAAGACGGAGGCCCAGCUUGAAGAGCUUGCUCAGCUGGGACUAAAUUUUUGGAGCUCUCCAGCUGACAACAACCCCCCAAACCCUCCACCUCCCCAUAGGCCUCUCUGCUCAGACGGUGCCGCUCCAGCCUCCCGCCAGCUCUGCCUUAUAAAUGGAGUGCAUUCUAUAAAAACGAGGACGCCUUCGGAGCUGGAGUGCAGCCAGACCAACGGAGCCCUGUGCUUCAUUAAUCCUCUCUUCUUGAAAGUGCACAGUCAGGACCUCAGCGGAGGCCCGCGGCGGCCCUGCACCCGGACUCCCAGCGCGAAUGGCACCGAGAGGCCCCGGUCCCCCCCACCCAGGCCCCCGCCGCCCACUAUUUAUAGUCUGCACGCCAGCCCUCAGCUGUCCAGGACCGCGGCCCCGGCGAGCAUGCCGGAAACGGCCACCCAUCACCAACAUGGGAACGUAGCUCUGCUUGGAGCGAAACCAACCCCCGUGCCUCCACCCCGGCUGAAGAAGCAGGCUUCUUUUCUAGAGGUGGAGGGCAGCGCCAAGACCUUGACCGGCAGCCGGCCUCGCCCGGAGCCCGCGGCCGGCCCUGCGGGCAGCGCAGGUGGAGCCCGGACGGCAGGGGAGGAGGAGGAGGAGGCGGCCCCAGGGGAUUGCACAAGGGCCCAGCCCGCCGCCGCUUCAGCAUCCUCGUCCCGGUCCCCGUGGUGCGGCGGCGGCAGACAGAGGCUGAGUGACAUGAGCCUCUCCACUUCCUCCUCCGACUCGCUGGACCUGGACCGCAGCAUGCCCCUGUUUGGCUAUGAGGCAGACACCAACAGCAGCCUGGAGGACUACGAGGGGGAGAGUGACCAGGAGACCAUGCCCCCCCCUAUCAAGUCCAAGAAGAAGAGGAACAGCUCCUUCGUGCUGCCCAGGCUCGUCAAGUCCCAGCUCCGCAAGAUGAGCGGGGUGUUCAGCUCCUUCCUGACGCCGGAGAAGCGCAUGGUGCGGAGGAUCGCUGAGCUGGCCCGGGACAAGCGCACCUACUUCGGCUGCCUGGUGCAGGACUAUGUGAGCUUCCUGCAGGAGAACAAGGAGUGCCACGUGUCCAGCACCGACCUGCUGCAGACCAUCCGGCAGUUCAUGACCCAGGUGAAGAACUACCUGUCCCAGAGCUCGGAGCUGGACCCCCCCAUCGAGUCGCUGAUCCCCGAAGACCAAAUAGAUGUGGUGUUGGAGAAAGCCAUGCACAAGUGCAUCUUGAAGCCCCUGAAGGGCCACGUCGAGGCCAUGCUGAAGGACUUCCACGUGGCCGACGGCUCGUGGAAACAGCUCAAGGAGAACCUGCAGCUGGUGCGGCAGAGGAACCCCCAGGAGCUGGGCGUCUUCGCCCCCACCCCUGACUUGGUGGAUGUGGAGAAAAUCAAAGUCAAGUUCAUGACCAUGCAGAAGAUGUAUUCACCAGAAAAGAAAGUCAUGCUGCUGCUGCGGGUCUGCAAGCUCAUCUACACCGUCAUGGAGAACAACUCAGGGAGGAUGUAUGGAGCUGACGACUUUCUGCCGGUCCUGACCUACGUCAUAGCUCAGUGCGACAUGCUGGAGCUGGACACCGAGGUCGAGUACAUGAUGGAGCUCCUGGACCCAUCGCUGCUCCACGGGGAAGGAGGCUAUUACUUGACGAGCACCUACGGGGCACUUUCUCUGAUAAAGAAUUUCCAAGAAGAACAAGCGGCAAGGCUGCUCAGCUCAGAGGCCAGGGACACCCUGAGGCAGUGGCACAAGCGGAGGACCACCAACCGGACCAUCCCCUCGGUGGACGACUUUCAGAACUACCUCCGGGUUGCAUUCCAGGAGGUCAACAGUGGCUGCACAGGAAAGACCCUGCUGGUGAGGCCUUAUGUCACCACUGAGGACGUGUGUCAGCUCUGUGCCGAGAAGUUCAAGGUGGGGGACCCCGAGGCAUACAGCCUCUUCCUCUUCGUGGACGAAACAUGGCAGCAGCUGGCAGAGGACACGUACCCUCAGAAAAUCAAGGCUGAGCUGCACAGCCGGCCACAGCCCCACGUCUUCCACUUUGUCUACAAGCGCAUCAGGAGAGACCCCUACGGCGUCAUCUUCCAGAACGGGGAGGAAGAGCUCACCGCCUCCUAGGAGACACGCGGGAUUUCCCAGCGGUGCAUCCGAAAGGGGGUUGGGAACCUGGCCUUCUGACUUCCCCGUGCUUGGGGAAGCCACCGCCUUGGGGAGCCCUCGGUUCAGUGACUAAGCCGUUCACAGGCCGAUUCGGCCGCGGGCACCUUUUGUCAGUCCCCCAAGCAGGGUAGCUGAGGUUCCUGGAACAGUAGGAUCCGUCCUUCAGAGAUGGAGAAUUGCAUCUGGCAGCUCAGGUGUCCCGAGAUCACUGGCUGCCGACCCCAGCCAGGUCCCAGGUUGGCUCACGUGUGUGUGUGCGCACGGAACGGACACGUCCAGGGCGGGCGCUCCUCCGAGGGCAGCAGCAGGAGUUUGGGAGACCGUCCGAUGUCGCACAUCAGGGACUUCUCAGUUCUGUGGACACCUCUGUUCUUUCCUUUUUCCUUUUUUUUCUUUCUUUCUUCCUUUUUUUUUUUUUUUUUUUACAAAGAGCCUUUGUGUUUUUAUAUAUUUCAUAGAAAUUUUUAUAGCAGUUGCAGGUAAACUGUCAGGAUUGGUUUUUAAAAUAUUUUUGUAACUUUAAGAUAUUCUAUAAUUAUGCAUGUGAUUUUAACAUUUAAUAUGCAAAAAAAAAAAAGGAAUCUCUUGCUGGAUUUGAGAGUAUUGUGUCUUUAAAGUCUCUCUCCUGUAACUGGAUGUUGCAGUCACUUUGUGGGGAGAGAUGGCUGGGUUUCUUAAAGUGCUGUAUGGCUGACACUGGCCACCGAAUGCCUUUGGAAAUCUGACAUUCUGUUGUUACCUUGUUCACGCUUCGUAGUGUUGCCCUGUUUUGUCUUUUAACCAAGUGGUGCUGAGGAUCAGGAGAGAAAUGAAUGUAGAGAGAGGUCGAGAGGGAAAUACAGACUAACAACGAACUAAGGCGAGGAGCCUGCUGGUCCAGGCUCCUGCAGGGAAGCGGGGCGAGGAGUAGAAGGAGCCACCUACGCUGAAGACACUGUAAAGACGCAGUGAGACCUGCAGAGUCUGUCCCGUGUUACUUGCUUUUGUAAGCAAUUUUCAAAACCUCACAAGGGGAAAAAAUAUGUAAGAGCAACACUUUUUUUAUUUCCCUUUCCACAUAAAUCAAAACUACCAGCAUCCAAUAUGAGAGAGAAGAUAAACGAACCGGUCCACCGGAGUCUCCUGCAGGGAGAAGAAAAAAAAAACUAACAGCAUCAAAUAAUUUUGGGCAGAAACCAAGUCUUGUGUAAUGUGACUUUCACUGAGUUAAAGAAACACCGUUUGGAAAGGAGUUUGCAGAUGCACCAAAAAGCACAUUUAUGGUGUAAGAACGUGCAGUGAAGUUAAAUCUCUGUUUGGGAGACCUGUUUGGGGGCGCACAAUGGAUGAGAGCCUCGUACCAAUGUAAUGGGUGGAAGUCACACAGACACGUUCCUGUGCUGUGGAAGGAUGCCCAGGCGUCUCACGCAGUUGGCUUUGUACCCUUGUACUUUUUAAAGCUUUUGCUGUACACCUGGAACCCUCAGCACGCACCGUGCUGUUCUUCCUUUUGUAAAUGAUUUUUUAAAUGGAAUUUUGCACAUAAUACAAUGUAAUACUGUACGAUAAUCACGUGUGAAAAUAAUUCUUGAAACCUUC
This is a messenger RNA of Camelus dromedarius (Arabian camel), 4895 nucleotides long. RefSeq names its product Ras and Rab interactor 2 (gene RIN2). Lineage: Eukaryota; Metazoa; Chordata; Mammalia; Artiodactyla; Camelidae. Gene Ontology annotation, cellular component: cytosol; endocytic vesicle. The record is from RefSeq and is a predicted model, not a curated record. Gene Ontology annotation, molecular function: small GTPase binding; guanyl-nucleotide exchange factor activity. The transcript has 13 exons. Gene Ontology annotation, biological process: vesicle-mediated transport; signal transduction. Bases 567 to 3275 code for a protein of 902 amino acids.